AUGCCGGAGUUGCACAAUAGAAAGGUUGAUUGUGGUUUUCUAAUUUUUAAUGUAUUGUCCAAAUAUAUGCGACUUCAACCGCGUCCGAAAAAAAUGCUGAUUUGUAUAGAAAAUGGGCAUCAACCCGAGGCCACUCUUGUGUGCAUGUGUCGAAAAUCGUUAGGCAGCGAGAGCAAGCCAUUGUUAUUUUGUUUUUCUUCUUUCAUUUCUUCUUACAUUGCUUUUUGGCUUAUGACCUUGUUUCUGUGCUCGGCUGUUAAAGCUCCAACAGGUUCUGUAGUGAGAAAUCACUUCUUAAGUUUUUGUCAUUGCAAUGAAUCAUACAUGAAAGUAUCCGGAUCUAUUAAGAAGCGAAUUUUAUGUGAUUUAAUAUCAACAACACGCUACAAAGAUUAA
Clunio marinus is the source of this 396-nucleotide messenger RNA. Lineage: Eukaryota; Metazoa; Arthropoda; Insecta; Diptera; Chironomidae. The record is from the annotation of a GenBank genome assembly.